CUAUCCUCAUGUGAUUGACCCCGGUAAUCCUGCGGCACCUUCUCAGUCGAGUCUGCAUAUAUCCUUCACUUGACCGUGGCUGCCCCCGCACACUACAGUCACUCACUUCACUCGCCAGGAGCCAUGGCCUUGGCUAGGGAGCGCCUCCUAGCCAGCCUGUCGGCUCUUGCGCUGAUGUUCGCCGCCUGGGCCUCUCCGGUUGCCGGUGGCCGCCCGGCGGACCAGCUGCAGAUACUGUGGGGGCAGACGAAGGUGCUCAACGACGGCAACGGCGACCAGACCAUCGCGCUGAUGCUGGACCACGCCAUGGGGUCGGCCUUCAAGUCCAAGACCUCCUACCUCUUUGCCCGGAUCGACGUGGACAUCAAGCUCAUCCCCAGGAACUCCGCCGGCACCGUCACCACCAUAUAUAUGAUCUCGGAGAAGGACUGGAAGACCCACGACGAGAUCGACCUCGAGUUCCUGGGCAACGCCACCGGCCAGCCCUACACCCUGCACACCAACAUCUUCGCCAACGGCGAGGGCGGCAGGGAGGUGCAGUACCGGCUCUGGUUCGAUCCCACCCAAGACUUCCACACCUACUCCAUCGUCUGGAACACAGAUGAGAUCCUGAUCCUGGUGGACGGCGUGCCGAUCCGGCAGUUCAAGAACCACUGGGACGCCGGCGUGCCGUUCCCGGUGUACCAGCCGAUGCGGCUGUUCGGGUGCCUGUGGGACGCCGACGACUGGGCGACGCAGGGUGGGCUCGUCAAGACCGACUGGUCGCAGGCGCCAUUCGUUGCUUACUUCAAGAACUACACCGCCUCCGGGUGCGCCCCGAGCGCCGGCGGCUCGUGGGUGUGCGGCCAGGACCCCUCCGGCUCCGGCGGCAGCCCCGGCUGGAUGGACCGGGCACGGGGAGGAGGGCGGCUGGACGACGACGUGAAGCAGCAGCAGCAGCUGAGGGAGGUGCAGGGCAAGUACAUGAUCUACAACUACUGCACCGACAAAAAGAGGUUCCCCAAUGGCUUCCCGAAGGAGUGUGGGCUGGCUUAGGAAUUAUCGUUACUACUAGGAUAGAUAGAAGUGAUUCUGCUGAUGGAGCUGGGUGGGAGAUGCGUGUCUUGGCAAGAACAUUAUUUCAUUCUUCUUUUGGCUAUUUACGAACGGCAAUUCAGAGUUUGAUUUCUGGAGAAAGAAAAACAAAAGCAAAAGAAAUAGCAGCCAUUUCUGGUCAUGUGUACUACGAUGCAGAGAUUAAGGAGGUGUUCGUCGGUCCUCCAGCUCCCUGAAAUCUUAGAAUCUGUGGAGCUCCUUUUCCCCCGCUCUGUCAUUUUUAGCUACAGCUCCACCAGCUCCCGAAGCGGACUUGAGGAGUGGAGAGUCUGGGAACAGGCCUUAAUUAUAUAUAUACUGAU
This is a messenger RNA of Triticum aestivum (bread wheat), 1397 nucleotides long. RefSeq names its product probable xyloglucan endotransglucosylase/hydrolase protein 25. The record is from RefSeq and is a predicted model, not a curated record. Lineage: Eukaryota; Viridiplantae; Streptophyta; Magnoliopsida; Poales; Poaceae. Bases 124 to 1035 code for a protein of 303 amino acids. Gene Ontology annotation, biological process: xyloglucan metabolic process; cell wall biogenesis. Gene Ontology annotation, molecular function: xyloglucan:xyloglucosyl transferase activity; hydrolase activity, hydrolyzing O-glycosyl compounds. Gene Ontology annotation, cellular component: apoplast; cell wall. The transcript has 3 exons.